CUCCCAUCCACGCCCUCGACGCCCAGCAGCUCUCGUCUCUCACUACCACCACCACCUCGCGUCUGUCCCUGUGCCGUUCCAUCUCUUGCUGCGUCUCCUGCCGCCGCCGCAUCGCCGCACACUCCCUCCGGCUCGCCGCCGCGCCUCUCGCACCCUUCUCCUUCUCACCUUCUCGCCCACCCGACGCAGCUGCCCAGCAUGGCGCAGUACCAGCGUCCGCAGGACAUGUAUGCCCACUCCAACGCCUCGCAGUUCGACGAGCGCUACACGGCGCCCGCACAGCCGCUGCCGCAGGGCGGCAGCAGCGGGCAGCAGGCCUACUACUCGCAGGGGCCGUACAAGCACGAGCAGGACCAGUACAGCUACGCCGGCUCCGAGACGCCCUACGGCGGCAUCCCACCGCAGGGCAACACGUACCGCGACUACCCGCAGGGCGGUGCCGGACCCAAUGCCGCACAAAAUGCCGCGCAGAAGUACUCGUACGCGCCGCAGAAGAAGGGCGUGAGCAAGUGGAUCAAGAUCGGCAUCCCGCUGCUGCUGCUCGUCAUUGCCGGCGCCGUCGUCGGCGGCGUGCUCGGCUCGCGCGCCGCGAGCAGCAGCUCGAAGGGCGGCAGCAGCGCCAACGACAGCGAGACGAAGAGCACUUGGACGGGCUCCUCGAGCGGCGACAAGCCUGCGACGGCCGACGGCAGCACGCUCUCGGCCGCGUCGCAGGCGGCGCAGCGCGGCGGCGUCGACGACCUGACGUACCAGGGCACGGACCUGUACGGCAACCCGUCGUUCAAGGCCGCCGCCACGACGGGCUCGCCGACGUCGAGCGGCAUGCCGGGCGACGGCUUCGCCGGCUCGACGUCGCAGCUGCGCUCGCACCCGCGCAUCAUGACCACCGCCGGCCAGUGGUCGUCGCUGGCCGACAAGAUCAGCAAGGACGCCUACCUGACCGUGUGGAACGCGUCCAUCUUCGAGAAUGCUACGGCCUACUUCAACCUCCCGCCGACGGCCUACGACAUCGACGGCGGCUUCACGGGCUCCGGCGUGCUCGACCCGGCGCGCGAGGUACAGCUGCGCAUCAAGACGUUCGCCUACGCCUACCACAUGAGCGGCAACAACACGCGCUGGCGCGACCGCGCCUGGAGCGAGCUGCAGACGGCCGCCGGCAACAACUCGCAGGUGCGCUGGGGCGCCGACGGCGACGGCGGCAGCCCGUGGAACGUCAACCACUUCCUCGACCUCGCCGAGGCUACGGCUGCCUUCGCCAUCGGCUACGACUGGCUGUACGAUGCCUGGUCGCAGGAGCAGCGCGACUCGCUCGUGCAGGCCAUCGUGCAGAACGGCCUGACGUACGGCACGUACGCCUACAACCCGACGGACGCCAACGGGGGCAACAACUACGCCUGGUGGCGCACGACGAACGGCAACUGGAACUGCGUCUGCAACUCGGGCCUGCUGCUCGGCGCGCUGGCGAUCCGCGACGUCGACACGUCGGGCACGGCGCAGUCGAUCAUCGACAGCGUCAUCCCCAACAUGCGCGACAACUGCAUGCAGGGCGUGCUCUCCGACGGCACGUGGAGCGAGACGGCCAACUACUGGUACUUCGGCACGUCGGCCGCCGCGCGCGCCGUCUCGGCCCUCAUCACCGCCACGGGCAGCGACCAGGGCCUGAUGGCGGCGAACCCCAACUUCGGCAAGACGGGCGACUUCCACAUGGCCGUGUCGGGCAACGCCGGCAUGUUCUUCUACGGCGACAACGGCCCGAACAAGUACUCGGCGUCGGCCAACGGCAUGUUCCUCUUUGCCAACCUCACCAGCCAGCCCGAGCACGCGCUCUUCCAGCGCGACCGCGCCGACGCGGCGGACCCGCUGUCCAUGUUCUGGUACGACCCCUCGAGCAAGGGCGCCUUCUGGAACGGCCGUGCGCUCGACCAGUACUUUGACAACGAGCUCAGCGGCUGGGCGGCGAUGCGCUCGUCGUGGACGGACUUCACGGGCACGUACGUCGGCAUCAAGAGCAACAAUCUGACGGGCCACCAGACGCACGGCGACCUCGACGUCGGCACGUUCGUCAUCGACGCGCUCGGCACGCGCUGGGCCGGCGAGCUCGGCAACGGCAACUACCUCUCGCGCGAGUACUUUGCCUCGGAGCUGCCCGCCGCCACGCGCUGGCAGUACUACCGCCAGUCGAGCCAGGGCCAGAACGUCAUCGUGCUCAACAACCAGAACAUGAACCCGAACUGCGCGCCGGUGAACCGCUUCGAGACGACGGGCGCCACGCAGAGCAGCUCGGUCAGCUACACGCCGGGCACCGGCGAUGUCGCCUACUUUGUCUCGGACACGAGCAGCGCCUACAACCUCACCGCCGGCACGAUCAGCCGCGGCAUCCGCAUGCUCAACGGCCGCCGCCAGGUGCUCGUGCAGGACGACAUCGGGCAGAGCGGCGACAUCUCGCAGAUCCAGUGGCGCGUGCACACCAACGCCUCCGUCGCGCUCUCGUCAGAUCGCCGCACGGCGACACUGACGCUCAACAAGGCCGUCAACCCCAACGCGUACGGCGGCAACAACUUCGGCGGCCCUGCCACGCUCACGGCCAAUUUCGAGACCAAGACGAUGAUCGUCAAGCUGCUCUCGCCCGCAUCGGCGACGUUCGCCGCGGGUCCCGCGACGCGCAUCUUCGGCACGGAGCCGGGGAACCAGCCGGCGGGCCAGGAGGCGGACCAGGACAAUGUCGGCGUCACGGUGCUCUCCGUCUCGCUCAACGGCGGCUCGGUACAGAGCAUCCAGGUGCUCUGGCAGCCGCAGUGGUCCAACCUCGGCAGCGCCGACAACGCCACGCCCAACAGCGUGCCGCUCUCGCAGUGGUCGCUCACGAGCCACAACUAAGCGUCGAGUCUCUCUUCGCCGCUCCGCUCCCGCCGCUGUCCCGCUGCUCUCGCCUCAUCGCGCCGCUCUUCUCUCGUGCGACCCGUCACUCACUCCCCGCGCGGCGCUGGCCGUCCUGUCGCAACGCACACCACUCGGCGCGUGUAUCAUCUCUGCAGCUCUCCCUCUCAUGUCUUCCCUUGUCCCAGCCCACCGGGCGCUCCUGCGGCGCCGCGACGACCACAUACAUCUCAUCACAGCG
Messenger RNA from Tilletiopsis washingtonensis, 3118 nucleotides. RefSeq lists its product as hypothetical. NCBI's taxonomy places the organism in Eukaryota, Fungi, Basidiomycota, Exobasidiomycetes, Entylomatales. The coding region runs from base 199 to 2877 and encodes 892 amino acids. Gene Ontology annotation, molecular function: lyase activity. The transcript is spliced from 2 exons. The record is from RefSeq and is a predicted model, not a curated record.